UGAAAGGGACCUCACCAUAGAAAAGCAGCCCACAAGCGCCUCAGCUCUCAGAAGGAGGCUGAGCUUCUGAGAGGACUUGUCUGAGGGUGGACCCAGCCGUCUGUUUGUCCAUCCAUCAUGGAACCAAAGCGGAUCAGGGAGGGCUACCUGGUGAAAAAGGGGAGUGUGUUCAACACCUGGAAACCCAUGUGGGUUGUAUUGUUAGAAGAUGGAAUUGAAUUCUAUAAGAAGAAAAGUGACAACAGCCCCAAAGGAAUGAUUCCUCUGAAAGGAAGCACUCUGACUAGUCCCUGUCAGGACUUCGGCAAAAGGAUGUUUGUGUUUAAGAUCACUACAACCAAACAGCAGGACCACUUCUUCCAGGCAGCCUUCCUGGAAGAGAGAGAUGGCUGGGUUCGAGACAUCAAGAAGGCCAUUAAGUGCAUUGAAGGAGGCCAGAAGUUUGCGAGGAAAUCCACCAGGAGAUCUAUUCGACUUCCAGAAACCGUUGACUUAGGGGCUCUGUAUUUGUCCAUGAAAGACACGGAAAAAGGAAUAAAAGAGCUGAACCUAGAGAAGGACAAGAAGAUUUUUAAUCACUGCUUCACAGGUAACUGUGUCAUCGACUGGCUGCUCUCCAACAAGUCUGUUCGGAAUCGCCAGGAAGGCCUCAUGAUCGCCUCCUCACUGCUCAACGAAGGGUACCUGCAGCCUGCCGGAGACCUGUCCAAGAACGCCGUGGAUGGGACUGCUGAAAACCCUUUCCUGGACAACCCUGAUGCCUUCUACUACUUUCCAGACAGUGGGUUCUUCUGUGAAGAGAAUUCCAGUGAUGAUGAUAUAAUUCUGAAAGAAGAAUUCAGAGGGGUCAUUAUCAAGCAAGGAUGUUUACUGAAGCAGGGGCAUCGGAGGAAGAACUGGAAAGUGAGGAAGUUCAUUCUGAGAGAAGACCCUGCAUAUCUGCAUUACUAUGACCCAGCUGGGGGGGAAGAUCCCCUGGGAGCAAUUCAUUUGCGAGGCUGUGUGGUGACCUCAGUGGAGAGCAACCCAGAUGCCAGGAAAAGUGAAGAAGAGAACCUGUUUGAGAUCAUCACGGCCGAUGAAGUUCAUUAUUUCUUGCAAGCGGCCACCCCCAAGGAGCGCACCGAGUGGAUCAAAGCCAUCCAGGUGGCCUCCCGGACUGGGAAGUGAGGACACACCUGCAGCUCCUCCUCACCCUCCAGAGGGAACCCCCCAAAUAAGCUUGGUCCAGGAUCUAUUCACUUCUGGAGACACAUCAACAAGAAAGGGCCCAGGGCUGGGAACUUUUCACCUGCGGGGGUUCUAAAUGUAACUAACCACAUGCCAGGCGAUGUGCACCUGCACCCCACCGUAUGGCUCACUGCAGUCUCUGCUACUCUUCGUGUCCCCCAAGCAGAUAUACCAAGCUAUGUGGAGUUGGCACACAGCUUAAUCUCUCAGGCCCCUGGUUCCUCUUCUGGAAAAUGAAGUGAAAGCCUUGAGGUCCUCCCUAGCUUAAAACCCCAAAGCCCCAUGAUUCUAACACCUUCCCCACCCCCAGCCGUCCAGCUGCUGUCCCUUCUUGACUAAGCCUUGGCCUUCAGAACCUGAAACAGCUCUUCCCUUUAUAAUCCUUGCAACCUGUACUAAAACGACUAGGCACAAACCACGUUUGUUCUUUUCCACUUCCUUCCCUUGCCCUUGGCCACAAGAUUAUGUAUCAAAACGAAGGAGACCUCUUUUCUUCCUCCCUCCCUCUACCCAGAAACGUCCUGAGAGCUAGCAGUGCAGUGGUGGCUUUCAGGGUGAAGCUUUCGUUCACUCACUAGAGCCUGGAAGGUUAUCAUGUCUUCUGCGAAAAAGACCCAGGGAGGCCUGGAGUAGCCGAGGUCUUUUCCAUGCCUUAAAGCCGCUCAGAGCAGGCGCUUUCCACUCCCACUCGAGGCUGAUCUGAGAGGGCCUACCUUGGUUUCUUUCAGGAGCAUUUCUCUAUCAUUUAUUACCAUUAGGAUGGGGAACUCCACAUCUUUGAGAUUGUUUCAUUUGAGUGUUUGCAGGAAAAAAAGUCACCACAUGGGUUCCCUUCAUGGUUUCUCUCCAUGGGUGCAGAGACAGCUGCCUGGUAAUGUGUGCCUCCAACCCCAGCUCCAGGGUGCAGGGGCUGGACCGCAGGCAGGCAGACGGGGUGAUAGGUUCAUAUAAAGUUAGCACUGAAGGGACAGAGCUGGUGGAGGUGGCGGUCAACGUGGUUUGGUGCUUUCAGUUCUGUGGUGAGUGACACUGUGGUUGUGCCUGAGCUUUAAGCAUAAGCUGUAGCAACUCCUUCUGGACCUCAUGGACCCACUUUCAACCAGACUGAUCUGACCUUGAUUCAAAUCAGGGACCGGUUUCCAAAUUUUGUUUGUGUCUACUCAUUGGUGAGCCUAAUCCAAAACUGAGAGAUAAACCGGGAUAUGUGUAAAGGUGUAUUUCCCAAUUUCAGAUUUUUAAUUCUAAGGCCCCAGUGAAGAAAGGAGAGUAGAAAAUUCUUCCUAAUUGUAUCAACUCUCUUCCCUCCCCCAAUUUCACACAAUAUCUAUGAGGCUAUUCCUAGUCCCAGAUUGUUUUAGCAAAGGCCUACGGGCAAAAGACCACCUUUCCUCUGAUUCUGUAGUAAACUGUUUUCUUAGAACAAGCACAGUAGUUUUUCGAUAUUCAGUGUUAAAAGUAUUUAUUAAUAUGGAAUCCACGUUAUGUUUUCAAAUAAAUAUGACUGUGUUUAGUGUC
Molecule: messenger RNA, 2745 nt
Organism: Myotis myotis
Lineage: Eukaryota; Metazoa; Chordata; Mammalia; Chiroptera; Vespertilionidae
Gene: PLEK
Product: pleckstrin
Exons: 9
Coding region: 118-1170 (350 amino acids)
Biological process (GO): actin cytoskeleton organization; intracellular signal transduction
Cellular component (GO): plasma membrane
Source: RefSeq, a predicted model, not a curated record